Kwoniella shivajii is the source of this 1212-nucleotide messenger RNA. RefSeq lists its product as uncharacterized. The coding region runs from base 1 to 1212 and encodes 403 amino acids. Gene Ontology annotation, cellular component: nucleus; cytosol. Gene Ontology annotation, biological process: NAD-cap decapping; nuclear-transcribed mRNA catabolic process. The transcript has 8 exons. Gene Ontology annotation, molecular function: mRNA 5'-diphosphatase activity. Lineage: Eukaryota; Fungi; Basidiomycota; Tremellomycetes; Tremellales; Cryptococcaceae. The record is from RefSeq and is a predicted model, not a curated record.
AUGGCAUCCUCCUCCAAAACAGCUCAUUUUCUACCUCUUCCUCCGCUCUCCCUUCGAGCCCCUCCACCGGUAUAUCGCCGCCCAGCAUUGAUCACGACAUACUCUCAUCAACCUGAUCGAAGUAUCAAGCAUGAUGAUUCAUCUAUGGCCUAUUAUCGACCAGCCCUCAUCGGGUCAGAUCUGAAUUAUGGGUUCGAGACAAAGGUUGAACGAGAUGAGGAUGAGGACGAACAUCUUGAUGGACUCUGCGACGCUCUGAGAGAAGUUCAGGAAAGCGGACAGCAAGCUGAAAGGAAAGGAGGAAUCGUCACAUGGAGAGGAAUGAUUACUAGACUCAUGGUUGCUCCUUAUGAAGAUCGCGAAGGGUGGGAAAUGACGGCAGUAGCUCUGGAUGGAUCGGUGUAUAUAGAGCUACAUGAUCCCCCGCACGCCCGGGCGAAAAGGCGCAAACAGCUAUCAGCAUGGGCACGACCGACAUAUAUGGGAUAUUCUUUCGAGUCCUUCUCUACGAUCCCUAGUCAAUCUGAAGAAAGUAAAGAGGAUCGGCCGGAAGGAUGGGGUGGAGAUGUGAAUACAAAUGUACAGCUCAAACUGAUUUUGCACGAAUUGAGCGACACUAACCCUGAAAGUAGUGUUGUGCGAUCAGCUAUAGGUGACAUUCCAUUAUGUCUUGGUGGAGAGGUAGAUUGUGUGAGGGCGGAACCUGGCACACCUCAUCCGGGACUUGAGAAAUGUGUAGAGCUGAAAACGAACAAGGUGAUCGAGAACGAAAAGCAGGAGUUCACCUUUCAUAAGAAGCUACUGAAGCAUUGGACUCAAAGCUGGCUGCUAGGUAUCCCCGAAAUACAAGUUGGAUUUCGAGAUGACGCAGGUAUACUCUGUGCUCAACGGCACUUUGAAACUGAGAAAAUUCCAAGAUUCAUCGCAUCUAUCCCUUCCGCAUACCCACCCUGGACUCCAAAUCCCUGUCUGCAUUUCCUCCAUGCUGUCCUUUCCCUCGUCCUCACCCACGUUCUCCCAACAGAUCCACUAAUCUUCCGUCCACCAGGGUCCCUAAGCCCAAAAGAUCCACUGCCCUCAGCUACGGUAUGGAGAUUCAGCUUUGUCCCGAGGAGAGGAUGCGAAUUGUAUAAAGUUGGGGAGGUGGGAACAGAAAAUGGAAGAUGGGGUGGAAUAUUGAAAGAGGAUUAUGUUCGAUGGCGUAUGCGAUGA